Odontomachus brunneus is the source of this 1022-nucleotide messenger RNA. RefSeq names its product juvenile hormone acid O-methyltransferase-like. The record is from RefSeq and is a predicted model, not a curated record. Lineage: Eukaryota; Metazoa; Arthropoda; Insecta; Hymenoptera; Formicidae. The transcript has 6 exons. Bases 135 to 1022 code for a protein of 295 amino acids.
CGCUGUGCCGCGGUGGUCGGUUCUCCGGGGCGACGGCGCGGCUUCGCGGAUGUCGACACUCUGUACCAGAUCAAGACAAGUGAUAUUUUAUUAAGGAAAGAUACAUUUUACAUCAUUAGUAUCUUCAACUCAAUAUGGUAAAUCCGGUGAAAUAUACUCAAACGAACAAUCUAUCACAUUCUGGCGUACAACAUUUACUUCAUGAGUUUGAAGAGGAAUUAUUACGUAUGUCAGGAAAGUGUAUAGAUAUUGGUUGCGGUCCCGGUGACGUUACAAGAUAUACUCUUUUACCCGCACUCCAUCCAAACGCGGUAGUCAUUGGUACCGAUAUGUCGGAAGCUAUGAUCGGACAUGCUAAGGAAUUACAUGCUGACGAAGAACGACUCGAAUUCGAAAUUUUGGACAUUCAAGCUAAACAUCUGCCCGAAAAACACGUUUCUGAAUAUGAUCACGUUUUCACAUUUCACGUUUUGCAUUGGUGCGCUGAUAUGCGACAAGUAUUUGAGAAUAUCUAUCGUUUACUUCGACCUGGCGGAACUAUGCUAAUAUUAACGGUACUAUCUCAUGACGCAUUUGAUAUUUUACAUGAAUUGUCGCAAGACAACCGAUAUACGUCGUACAUAAAGCAUGCGAAUAAUUUUAUUCCUAUAUUCCACAAUUCGGGUCAUCCCCAUAAAGAACUGAAAGCAUUACUCAAAAAUAUUGGGUUUAAUGUCCAUCAUUGCAGUCAUCGAGAGAGAACCUAUUCUGCUCAUGACGCACAGAAAUUACCAGAAAUGAUACUGUCUUUCCUAACGCAAUUUUUGGAGGACAUGCCUCACGAUCGAAUGGCAGAAUUAAAAGAUGAGUUUACCCAGGAAUAUACGAGAAGAAGAUUUUUCCAUAAGCGGAGGCCCAAUCAAAAUGAAAAAGUUGCAUCAGAUCUACAUGAAAUAUUAAUAGUUUAUGCGCAAAAGGGUAAUGAUGAAAAUAUUCAUAUAUUUUCCGAAUCGUGCCACGUUGUCGAUGAUUGCACGACGUAA